This is a messenger RNA of Macrobrachium nipponense, 1212 nucleotides long. RefSeq lists its product as uncharacterized. Lineage: Eukaryota; Metazoa; Arthropoda; Malacostraca; Decapoda; Palaemonidae. Bases 1 to 1212 code for a protein of 403 amino acids. The transcript has 3 exons. Gene Ontology annotation, cellular component: nucleus. Gene Ontology annotation, biological process: regulation of alternative mRNA splicing, via spliceosome. The record is from RefSeq and is a predicted model, not a curated record.
AUGCCUCUGGAAUUAAUUUAUAAUUAUAAUAGCAGUGAUGAUAAAAAUAAAGAAUGGGUAUUACUCAUCAUUGAUGUAUUUAUGGCAGAAUUGGAUGAAUUUUUGUUGGAAAUGGAUGAAGACACUGAGGGGAUGCAAGGGACCAUCUACUACCUGCAGCAGCAAUUAAGGCAGGCGAAGGAGCGUAUUGCUCAGCUCAAUUCCCAGUUAUCUGUUACUCAAAUUUCAACUUCCCAACCUGGUGAUGACUCUGGUUCCCAGAUAUUGACUGAAGAAGGCAAUAGUGAGUUAAAUAAUGAGAUGGAACAGACAGAAGUGCCACUUGUGCCUCCCCAGCCAAAUGGGGAUGCCACACAUGAUGAGUCACAGAUAAAUAGUGAAGCUUUUGAAUCAGAAACGUCGACAGCAGCAGCUCCUCUCACCAAUGGACGCAAACGGACUCAGAGUGAAAUGGAUGAAGGGGCGAAAGGGGCUGAGGGUGUGGGUGUAGGGAUUGGUGAUGGAGAGGGAGAUACAGGGGAAGGAGACUUUGCUACCAAUGAAGUUGAUGGCCUACCACCUCAAAAACGGACCAGAACUGACGGUGAAGUUGAUCAGGUUGGGGGUGGUGUGGAAGAAGAAAGUACAGUUGUGGAGAAUGAAUUGGAUGAAUUUUUGUUGGAAAUGGAUGAAGACACUGAGGGGAUGCAAGGGACCAUCUACUACCUGCAGCAGCAAUUAAGGCAGGCGAAGGAGCGUAUUGCUCAGCUCAAUUCCCAGUUAUCUGUUACUCAAAUUUCAACUUCCCAACCUGGUGAUGACUCUGGUUCCCAGAUAUUGACUGAAGAAGGCAAUAGUGAGUUAAAUAAUGAGAUGGAACAGACAGAAGUGCCACUUGUGCCUCCCCAGCCAAAUGGGGAUGCCACACAUGAUGAGUCACAGAUAAAUAGUGAAGCUUUUGAAUCAGAAACGUCGACAGCAGCAGCUCCUCUCACCAAUGGACGCAAACGGACUCAGAGUGAAAUGGAUGAAGGGGCGAAAGGGGCUGAGGGUGUGGGUGUAGGGAUUGGUGAUGGAGAGGGAGAUACAGGGGAAGGAGACUUUGCUACCAAUGAAGUUGAUGGCCUACCACCUCAAAAACGGACCAGAACUGACGGUGAAGUUGAUUCAUUGGUUGGGGUGUGGGAAGAAGAAAGUACAGUUGUGGAGAAUGGUGUGACAGAAUCAGAAUAG